ACCCUCCUCCUCCCUCUCCCCAUCUCGACACCAUGAGGUCCGCCUGGCUCACUCUCGUCGCCGCUGCCCUGGCCUACGCCGCCGCGCCCUCCUUCCGCGGCUGCGAGAACAAGGUCAAGGACAGUCUCCACGGUGUUCCCCAGGGUUGGGUUCAGCAGGCACCUGCGCCCCAGGACCAGCUCAUCCAGCUCAAGAUCGCCCUCGCCCAGCCGAGUGCACACGAGCUUGAGAAGCACAUCGUCGAGGCAUCCGACCCGGCACACGAGCGCUACGGCCAGUUCCUCUCCAAGGAAGAGGCCCACGAACUCAUGGCGCCCGAGCAGGGCUCAGUCGACAUCGUCCGGGAGUGGCUCGCCACGCACGGCCUUGGCGAAGAGCACUUGUACAACUCGGCAGCUGGGGAUAUGGUUACAAUUCGCGUGCCCGUUGCUGUUGCUGAGAGCAUGCUCGAUACGAAAUUCCACGUUUACACGCACGCCGCUUCUGGGGACAGCGCGAUCCGCACAACCGCGUACAGCCUCCCUGAGCUGCUCCACGAUCACGUCAGCUUCGUGCAACCGACGACGAUGUACGCGCGCUUCAAGCCGAUGCGCAGCACCAUGCACUUUGCAGGCGGCGUCAAGGCCACGCUCGCGGCGGGCUCCGUCAAGAGCGCCGCGGGGCAGGACGUCGACGCGUCGUGCAACGACGAGAUCACGCUGAGCUGCCUACAGCAGCUGUACAACUUCGGCGACUACAAGCCCUCGACCAACACGACGCUCGCGGUCACGGGCUAUCUCGAGGAGUACGCGAACAACGCGGACUUCCAGCAGUUCCUCGGCGAUGACAGCGCGAACUUCACGACCACGCUGGUCAACGGCGGCAAGAACGACCAGGACCCGAGCGCGGCGGGCGGCGAGGCGAACUUGGAUGUGCAGUAUGCGUUCGGUGUCGCUCAGCCGCUUGCGGGCACGUUCUACUCCACCGCUGGCACGCCGCCGUUCACCCCCGACAAGAACGAGCCUACGAACGGCAACGAGCCGUACAUUGACUGGCUUGACUUCGUUCUGAACCAGACCAGCCUGCCCUCGGUCAUCUCGACGUCGUAUGGCGACGACGAGCAGACGGUACCCGUCGACUACGCGCAGCGCGUCUGCCAGGGCUUCCAGACACUCGGCUCGCGCGGCGUCUCCGUCACGUUCUCCUCGGGCGACAGUGGUGUCGGUGACGGCUCGUCCGACCCCUCGUCGACGACGUGCAUCGCGAACAACGGCACCAACGCCAUCAAGUUCCUCCCCGCGUUCCCCGCCAGCUGCCCCUACGUCACCACCGUAGGCGCAACACAGAACGUCCCCGAAGUCGCCGCGUCCUUCUCAGGCGGCGGCUUCUCCAACAUCUUCGCGCGCCCGUCGUACCAGGACGACGCGGUGAGCGCGUUCCUCACGGGCCUCGGCGACACGUACGCGGGGCUGUACAACGCCUCGGGGCGCGCGUACCCGGACGUGUCCGCGCAGGGCGUCAACUUCGACAUCGUGCUCGGCGGGUCGCACACGGGCGUGUCCGGCACGUCGUGCUCGUCGCCCGCGUUCGCGGGUGUCGUUGCGCUCGUGAACGACGCGCGUGUCGCGGCGGGCAAGGCGACGCUGGGGUUCUUGAACCCGUUGUUGUACGGCGCGGGUGCGGGCGCGUUCAACGAUAUUACGUCGGGUAAUAACCCCGGGUGCGGGACGGAGGGGUUCAGCGCUGGGACGGGGUGGGAUCCUGUCACCGGUCUCGGCACGCCCGACUUUGACAAGCUCAAGACUGUCGCUCUUGACAACUAAGUUUUAAUCAUGAAGACCUUAGCACUGCAUAACGCGUGUGGGAGAGUCUUGCUGUAUAGGGUCGUGAGCAGUAGCCUUUGUUAUACCGGACAUAAACUUUGCAUACCGGCGUUGUUGUACUGCUUUUUUUCCAUUGUCAGUCUACGAAUACAUUUACGAAUGCGUAACGC
Messenger RNA from Coniophora puteana RWD-64-598 SS2, 1972 nucleotides. RefSeq names its product tripeptidyl peptidase A. Gene Ontology annotation, molecular function: serine-type endopeptidase activity; tripeptidyl-peptidase activity. The record is from RefSeq and is a predicted model, not a curated record. Bases 33 to 1802 code for a protein of 589 amino acids. NCBI's taxonomy places the organism in Eukaryota, Fungi, Basidiomycota, Agaricomycetes, Boletales, Coniophoraceae. The transcript is spliced from 5 exons. Gene Ontology annotation, biological process: proteolysis.